This is a messenger RNA of Necator americanus (New World hookworm), 1575 nucleotides long. RefSeq lists its product as uncharacterized. NCBI's taxonomy places the organism in Eukaryota, Metazoa, Nematoda, Chromadorea, Rhabditida, Ancylostomatidae. The transcript has 14 exons. The record is from RefSeq and is a predicted model, not a curated record. Gene Ontology annotation, molecular function: methylmalonate-semialdehyde dehydrogenase (acylating, NAD+) activity; malonate-semialdehyde dehydrogenase (acetylating, [NAD(P)+]) activity. Gene Ontology annotation, biological process: L-valine catabolic process; thymine catabolic process. The coding region runs from base 1 to 1575 and encodes 524 amino acids. Gene Ontology annotation, cellular component: mitochondrion.
AUGCUUUCUCGUGUCGCAAGAUUCCCGUUAAAAUGCGGCCAACAAUGUGCAUCCCUUUCUACAACAAAAGCAGUGCUUUCCGACAAAACUGUUAAGCUGUGGAUAGAUGGUCAAGCCGUCGAGUCCAAAACUAAUGAAUGGAUCGAACUUACCAAUCCCGCGACUAAUGAAGUCAUUUCACGGGUACCAAGGGCUACCAAAGCAGAAAUGGAAGCAGCUACUGAAUCGUGUAAGAAAGCUUUUGCUUCGUGGAAGAAUACAUCACCAUUGACUCGUCAGCAAACGCUUUUCCGCCUUCAAAGCUUAAUUAAACGCGACAUAAAGAAAAUUGCUGAAAACAUCACUCUAGAGCAGGGAAAGACUUUGCCCGACGCCGAAGGAGAUGUCAGUCGAGGUCUUCAGGUUGUGGAACAUGCCUGCUCCGUCCCAUCGUUGAUGCUUGGAGAAACGCUUCCGAAUGUUUCGCGGGAUAUGGAUACCUAUUCUUUUCGCAUCCCUCUAGGAGUGACAGCUGGCAUUUGUCCUUUCAACUUCCCUGCUAUGAUUCCACUGUGGAUGUUCCCGUUAGCCAUUGCUACCGGCAAUACUAUGCUUCUCAAACCCUCAGAACAAGAUCCUGGGGCGUGCAUGAUGCUUGUUGAGCUAGCCAAGGAGGCUGGAAUACCUGAUGGUUGCGUUAACGUUAUUCACGGACAACAUGAUGCAGUAAAUUUCAUAUGCGAUCAUCCUGCUAUUCGUGCCAUAUCUUUCGUUGGGGCUGACACAGCUGGAAAACACAUUUACGAAAGAGGUGCUCAAAACGGAAAGCGUGUGCAGUCUAAUAUGGGAGCGAAAAAUCAUGGAGUUAUAAUGGCGGACUGCAAUAAGGAGCAGACCCUCAAUCAAUUAACCGCUGCUGCAUUUGGAGCCGCUGGUCAGCGUUGUAUGGCUCUAACCACUGCGAUACUCGUUGGAGAAGCCCGCGCCUGGCUUCCAGAAAUUGUGGAAAAGGCCAAGAAACUGCAUGUGAACGCAGGAUGGAAGCCAGACACAGACGUUGGUCCGCUGAUCUCAAAAGCAGCCAAAAAUCGCGUAAUCAGUCUUAUCCAAGGAGCCAAAAAGGAAGGAGCUAAUGUCGCUCUAGAUGGAAGCGACAUUGUCGUACCCGGAUUCGAAAAUGGUAACUUCGUUGGUCCGUCUGUCAUUGCUGGAGUAAAGCCAAACAUGACCUGUUACAAGGAAGAAAUAUUCGGUCCUGUAUUAGUGAUUAUGGAAGCUGAGAAUUUGAACGAAGCAACAGAAAUUAUCAACCAGAAUCCAUACGGAAACGGAACAGCAAUUUUCACUUCAAAUGGUGCUACUGCCAGAAAGUUUACAAACGAGGUAGAUGUCGGACAAGUCGGUGUCAAUGUGCCAAUCCCUGUCCCUCUUCCGAUGUUCUCCUUUACUGGUUCACGUGGAUCAUUCCUUGGAGAUAUGAAUUUCUAUGGAAAGGCCGGCAUCAAUUUUUACUCACAAUGGAAGACAGUUACACAAUACUGGAACGAAAGCUUAACAGAGUUGAAGCCUCAAAUGUCUUUCCCUCAGCUUAAGUGA